GGCGGCGGUGGCGGCAACGGCGGCAACGGUGGUGGCUGCCGGCAGGCAGGCAGGCAGGCAGCAGAAGCGAAGAGCCAACGGCAGUAGCCGAAGAAGCAAUCGCGAGUGAGGACGUACACGCUCCGCGUCCGCUCUUAUGACGAGAGGUGAUGAAUAGACGUCGCCGUACUUCUUCCUCCGCUUCUUGUGCCGUCGUCGUUGUUUUACUCGAUCAGUGGAAUAUUAGGAAGAACGACAAUACCAACGUUAUUACGGAAAUAGUACAAAGUGAUAAUCGUCGCGCGCGUCGUCGUCGGCGUCGUCAUCGUAUUCUUCUUCGUUGUCGUCGUCAUCGUCCACAUCAUCAUUAUCUUCAACAUCAACAUCAUCAUCAUCAUCAACAACAUCAACAGUGUAGUCAACGAUGACGACCAUCCUUCUACUCGCGGACAGAUUGUCGUGUUCUCUUCGUAAACGAAGAAAUGCUUGUUUUUGUGCUUGAUGGUGUGUCUAGUGUUCUCUCUCUACCUAAGAAAAUAAAGAAAAGAGAAGAGAGAAAAUUCUUUUCUCUAUAUCUUUAUUACUAUUACUGAUACUACGAUCUCUAUAUCACUGUUUCUUCUUCUUCUUCUUCUGCCACUAUACCAUUGGAUUAUAAUUAUAACGAAGUCUACAAUCUGGGAGUAGUUAUUAUCUACGUGCAUCGUCACAAAUCUGACAAGGAUAAUAAUGCGAUCUACUCGUCUUCAUCUCAGGUGCAACGUUUAGUCGAAUUUCUGGAAGGCAUUUGAACGUUCCUACUCCUCAACGCGGAAGCUCGAUAUUUUUUCAAGGGUUGGUAACUAUAUAAUUAUCAAAAACGGCGGCGAUCGGCGUUGGGGUGCAACCCGUGCUAUCAUCCGGCUAUCAUAACACAGUGCCACCUCAGAGCGGGGGUGGUGGUUCGACAUUUAGUGCCGCGGCGAUGGUGGCAGCUGCCACCGCUACGGCCACCGCCACUGCCAGCGUGGUGGCCAUGCAGGACCGCCAAGAUAUCCCCGCACAAUUUAAUCAGAUGCAAAGCCAACAUGGGAUACCCCAUCAAACGUACAACACAGGGUACGCCCAAAGAGGACCAAUGGCAGGAAUGGGGCCAGUUGGGAUGAGCAACUUUAAUGGCAUGGGCACUAUGAGCCCAAUGCAUUCUAUGAAUUCCAUGAAUUCGAUGAACAGUAUGAGUGGGAUGAACACGAUGAAUCCUAUGACAAUGGGAGGCAUGAACGGCAUGAACGGCAUGAACGGCAUGAACGGCAUUAAUGGUAUGAGCGGUAUGAACGGUAUGAACGGUAUGAACCCCAUGAGCUCCAUGAGUAACAUGGGUAACAUGGGAAUGAACAACAUGAUGGGACCUAACAACAUACAGAUGAAUAAGAUGCAGGCGCAGCCUCUUCAAGGAUAUCCAAGAAGAUUAGCACCAUAUCCUAAUCCAGCCAUACAUAUGGCGCAAAAGAGACAGCAGGGACCUUAUGCUAAUCCUAAUCCUGCGGCGAUGCAGCCAGGUUUUAACAAUAUGCCAACGACACAAUAUCCAAAUAAUUAUCCAGCUACGGCAAGACCAAACUUCCAACCUCAGUAUCAACCGAUGCAAGGCAUGAAUCCCGCCGCGGCUGGUUUUGGACCGAAUUCUAUGAUACGUGGGACGAACAUGAGGCAAACAACGCCAUCGUAUAAUACGGCGUCGCAAGCAGCAGCAGGCCAAUAUUAUAAUGGCAAUGGUGUACCAGUUAGUAUGGGACCCACCACAGUAGGGAACCAAUUCGUCGGUCAUCAACAAAAUGCAGCUUACGGUGGUGGACAAUCUUCGUACGGAGCUGCUGCUGCUGCUGCUGCUGCGGCUACAAGUCAAUACCAACAGGAUGUGGCGUCGAUGAGAACGACAGGGGCAGCGAACCUGAAUUAUCAACAUAGUCCUAUACCUGGUAAUCCAACUCCUCCAUUAACGCCAGCGACUAGUAUACCACCUUACAUCAGUCCAAAUCCGGACAUUAAACCAAAUUUCAACGAAAUCAAAUCGCCUGUCAAUAUACAAAAAGACGAUGAAUUAAGAUUAACAUUCCCCGUGAGAGACGGUAUUAUUCUUCCACCCUUCCGCUUAGAACAUAAUUUGGCUGUAAGCAACCAUGUUUUUCAACUGAAAUCUACGGUUCAUCAAACGUUAAUGUGGCGAUCCGACUUGGAGCUACAGCUUAAAUGUUUCCAUCAUGAAGAUAGACAGAUGAACACAAAUUGGCCUGCAAGCGUUCAGGUUUCUGUCAAUGCAACGCCUCUUGUUAUUGAUCGUGGCGAAAACAAGACAUCCCACAAGCCUCUUUAUCUAAAGGACGUGUGCCAACCGGGAAGAAAUACUAUACAGAUUACAGUAUCCGCAUGCUGUUGUUCACAUCUAUUUGUUCUUCAAUUAGUCCAUCGACCAAGUGUACGUAGCGUUCUGCAAGGUUUAUUACGCAAGAGAUUACUUACUGCAGAACAUUGCAUAACAAAAAUCAAAAGAAAUUUUAAUAAUACAAUUUCGAGUAACGGCAUCCAAUCCGAGAAAGAUGUCGUGGAACAAACAGCACUUAAGGUAUCUUUAAAAUGUCCUAUAACUUUCAAACGUAUUACACUGCCAGCGAGGGGACACGAUUGCAAACAUAUACAAUGUUUCGACUUAGAGUCUUAUCUGCAAUUAAAUUGCGAACGGGGUUCAUGGAGGUGUCCUGUGUGCACAAAACCAGCUCAAUUAGAGGGUUUAGAGGUUGAUCAAUAUAUGUGGGGAAUUUUGAAUACUCUGAAUACCGCAGAAGUAGAAGAAGUAACGAUAGACUCUGCGGCGAAUUGGAAACCUGCUAAGAAUUUAGCCAACAUUAAGUCAGAAGAGGAAAAUGAUUGUAAAAGAAUGACGAAAGCUAUGUCACCUGGAAGUAUGAAUAUGCCCACAAUGAAUAAUUGGGACAUGAAUCAAGCUAUGAGCCCCUAUAUACCACCGGACAUGAGUAGCAUAGUAAGCGGCUCGAUGAUGAACAACACGUCGUCCACUUACGGGAAUAAUAAUAUCAAUCACCGAAAUUCAUCUGGUGGAUCGUUCGAUAUCAAUCCUGGAACGAAUAACUCAACCAAUAACGAUUAUAGCAGCGGAACGGGACCUCUUACUCAUUUGAACGAAUCAGUGAAUUCCUUGGAUCCCCUUAAUGCUAUGGAAAAAUCAUUAAAUGAUCAGAUGCCGCACACACCACAUACACCUCAUACCCCUCACACACCCCACACACCUGGUGGUGGUAAUAGUGGUCCACCAAGUGUUCCUCCUGCAUCUCAGGAAUCUACAGGAAACCAUAAUACGUCUGGUAAUACGAGUACAAAUAUAAAUACCGAUACCGCGGACAUACCAUCAGACUUAAAUUUCGAUCCAGCUGCGGUUAUAGAUGGCGAGGGUACUGGUCAAGAAGCAUUGAAUCUCUUGCCAGACAAUGUCGUAGAUCCAAUGGAACUGCUCUCAUAUUUAGAUCCGCCUGAUCUAAAUACUCCACCUAGUAGUGGAGCAAGCAGUGGAAAUCCCUCAUCGAGCGACGACAUAUUGGCACUUUUCGAAUAAGAUCUCAAGAAACUAUAAUUCUUCAUAAUGAAAUAAUCAAAUUAUGAUCCCAAAAUCAGAGGUGUGCGAUCACCAAGUUAGCAUCUUACUGAAAAAUAAAUAAAAAUUCCGAUUUAUACGACGAAAUUCGUAUAUGAGGGAUAUAAGAAAUGUGUUGGGUUCACAGUGGGUGCUCUCACCUAAUCAAUGGUACAAACAAUCUUAGCUCUAAUUGUAAUAAUUCCUAUUGAAAAGAGUUAGGGCAUAUGACUAGGGUAAUGAUGACUUUUAACAUUAGUACAGCAAACACGAUAAUUAGUGCUUGUCUGUAAAGAUUUUAUUGCAUGGAUGGGUACAGCAUACUUGAACUGAUAUGCUAGUUCUGGUGAGCAAAUGUUCCAUUGUAUUUAUCGAUGAAAUUAUACGAAUCGAUUGAAAUUAAAUGGUACAAUAUAAUAAUUCCAGGAAUGCAAUAAGGGCUUUAUAGACAAAUAAUAGAACAAGAUUUUAUUACAAGAUGUAAAUGUUUAUCAAUAAUUAUUGAUAAUUUUGUGAAAUAUUCAAGUUCUUUUUGUUUCUUUUUUUUUUUUUUUAUUUUUAUUUUUGUUUUUGUUUUUUCUUCUUUGUUUUCUUUUAUCUUUCCUUUUUUUUUUUGGACUACUGAUCUUGCUUCGAUGUAAAUUUAAAUGUUUGCUCAUUGGAACACAUCGUGCCACUUCAAAUGUUUUUUAACAUUUUGAAGUUUCCCUGCAUUAUCGUCUUUACAUAAAAGAUCGGUCUACUCGCGUUCAAGGCUAUGAUGGACCUACAUCACAACAGAAUUAUAAUGUAAAUGUACAGUACCUCUUGUAAAUAAGUUUUAAUCCAAUUAGAUAAUACGUUCAUCUGUUGUGAACUACCCUGCUUAUUAAUGGAUAUAGCGCAUAUAGUGUUCCUCUCCAUUAGAUAAAUAGUAGCAACAGAUGGGAAUGAAUAAUUGAAGGGGAUAUUGGGCUUCACACUGGAGACAUAGACAAUUAUUCUUCACGAUGUAUCUCCUGAGAAAAAAAUUUAAAUCACAUUAAUGAUUAUGUGAGUCAAGACAUAUUAUAAAAAUGAUUUUUCUUUUAUUUACUCUGAAUGAUAUUACUUAAUAGAUUAAAAUUUUUUAUUCAAUAUCUAAAAGUUAACAGUUAAAAAAGUAAAAAGACUAUGUCUUCUGUAGAAAUACAAGAGAGAACUAGAUUCUAAUAUAAAUUUUAAUUUCGUUAUUAUUAUUUUUAUUAUUAUUAUUUUUUUAUUAUUAGCUUAUUAGUAUGUAUUUUGUUAUAAAAUGUUUUUUUUAUUUGACUUGAUGAACAUGAAUCAGAUAAUCAUUAAAGAAAUUAGUAUGAAUCAUAAAAGUUAAUAAAUCUAUUAUAAACUUGUACGUAUAAAACUUGACUCAAUAUUAGGACCUUAAAGUUCAUUGAAAAAAAAAAAAAAAAAAAAAAAAAGAAAAAAAAAAAGAAAAAAAAUGAACAACUUUAAAUGACAAAAAUGUGAAAAGAGUGAUAUACUUAAAAUAAAAUAUCUUUGAAUCCUAGUAUUAAUCUAAGCGUAUUGCAAGUAUUAAUAAAAUAUAUCUCUGAAGAUACAUCAAAAUUUAGAAACAAUUUGCAUAUAUAGAGUUUAUUUUCACAUUUCUGUAAUGAAUGUCUGCAUUCAAAAGAGUUUGAAUUUAUUUUGAAGUUUUCUUGAUAUUGUGAUAAUACACAUUGCAUACUGAAUAAUUAAUUAUUAAUACAUAAUAAAUAAUACAAAAUGUCAAAUAUGUAAAAAGGUCAAUUAGGAAAAUAAUGUAAAUAAUUAGAAAAAUACAUCCUGAAACAAUGAUGUGUAAUCAAAUUUUUUUUAAGCGGUACUGAAUCAAAUAACAUUGAUGAAAUAAAUAUAUAUCAUAUAUAACACAUAUAUGUAAAAAGGGGCUGAAAUAUUAUUAUUGAUAUAUAAAAAGCAAUGAUUAAUAUGCGAAAAUAAGCUCUAUAUAAUCGUUCGCACAAAUAUUGAGCUAAUUAAUUUGUUUUGUUUUCCUUCAAAGUGACAUCAGUUGUAUCUGCCUGAAUAAGAUACUGCCAGAGUGAUACCGCCCACAAUUUCCCCGCUUAUGUAGUGGUUAUUACAUUUGUAUCUUUUGUGAUUGAAAAAAAGAGAAAAUAUACUUAAAGUGAUUCAUGUAGAUUAUACAAAUUUUAUAUAAAAGUGUAUUUAUGAUAUAUAUUAUCACACAAGGAAGAAUUAGAUGCGGUAAAGUUUCUAUUCGUAUAACUACUACAACAUUAUUGAAAUUAGAUUUUAAUAUUACUUAAUUAAGUGCGACUAUUGUAUAAUAUUUGUAUAUAUGGUAAAUAGAAUAAUAAUAUAAGUAAAAUGGCAGAUACUUACUGGCCAAUUAUAAUAGUAAAAGAAUGAUUAUCUUAAUUAUUUCUCAGAACCAAAACAAGGAAAAAUCGUAUGAGAAUACCCUAUAUUAGAGAAUAUAACAUGUACAUGACUGCAGAAUAAUUAUUCGUACAGUCAGUUAUUGUACUGUUAUUUCUAAUAGGAUUAUUACCUACUUAUUAAAGACCUAAUUACCUAAAGAAGUUUAUUCAAACUAUAAGCUUUACUUAGGAUUGCCAAGAAGUAGCAUACGCAACGUCAAUGCGAUUGUACAUAGGCAACAUCUACCUAUACCUACCUAGAGUAAUAUCCUAAAAUACACACUACAUGGUCUUGUUUCUUAAGAGACGCAGAGAUUUAUAUACAACUGCACUAUAUGCAGAAAUUUAUAUAUAUACAUAGAAAAUGAAAAAAAAAAAAGAAAAAAGAAAAGAAAAAACGACUAUUGUUUUGAAUUCAUUAUUAAUUUUAAUAUAACUUUUGAAAAUCAAACAAAUUGGCUUUCAUGAAAUCUGUUUUAUAAUUACAAACAAAGGACACUGAUUAAUGAGCUUGUUCAUAUGAGUCACAUUUGUUUGUAAUUUCUAUUGUGGUGAUAAUUGGUAAUAUGAUUUGUUAUAUAUUUAAAAAAGAAUGAAAUUCUUUACGAAGAAAACAUUUAUUUUAUAGAAGAAAAAAAGAAAAUACCUUAUUGAAAAUAAAAUGGUUGCAUUUGUGCUACGAAUCUAGUUUACGUCACAUUUCAAAUUGGCUUAUACACACAUAUAUGAUAUAUAUAGUCUCUUCGGUUCACGUAUAUAGAGAAAUAUUUUUGAGAACCUAAAAUUUAGGUUAUUAAAAAUACGAAGAAACCUUUUUUUUAUACGAAAACUAUAUAUUUUCUUUGUACGAUUAAAAUAUAAAAUAGUGAACCUUGAAUCCUUUACGCUUUCCCUACUCUCUAUAAUACAGUCACGACUAAAGUCAAACUAACUCCCGUUUAUAU
Vespa mandarinia (Asian giant hornet) is the source of this 6950-nucleotide messenger RNA. RefSeq names its product Zinc finger MIZ domain-containing protein tonalli (gene tna). Gene Ontology annotation, molecular function: SUMO ligase activity; zinc ion binding. Gene Ontology annotation, cellular component: chromatin. The record is from RefSeq and is a predicted model, not a curated record. NCBI's taxonomy places the organism in Eukaryota, Metazoa, Arthropoda, Insecta, Hymenoptera, Vespidae. Gene Ontology annotation, biological process: regulation of transcription by RNA polymerase II; protein sumoylation.